GUCUGGCUGUCCAUGAGCUAUGCUGCUGCUAUAAACAGCCUCAGAGUCCCAAAUUGAAUAACCACAGAACACAUUCAGGAGCACUGGACACUCGUGUUCUCUAGUAGUAGGAGAACCUUAAUAUCAGUAUGGGGCAUCAGGUGGUAAUAUUUGACUUUUCUCUCAUAAGAGGACUGUGGGAAACUCGAGUUAAGAAGAAUAAAGAACGGCAGAGGAAAGAGAAAGAAAGAUUAGAAAAAAGCUCAUUGGAGAAGAUAAAACAGGAAUGGAACUUCGUAUUAGAGUGCCAGAAGAAAGGCAUUCCUCAAUCAAAAUACCUCAAGAAUGGCUUUGUAGACACCAAUGAGAAGAUCUUUGACAGUUAUGGAAAGACUCCUCCUGUCCAGAAAAGGCGUGCUUUGUUAGAUGAAGCAAAUAAGGAAAAAAACAAGUUUAUUUUUCAGCUUUCUGGAGAGCAGUGGACGGAAUUUCCAGAUUCUCUGAAAGAACAGACCUAUCUGAAAGAAUGGCAUGUGAACAAUACAUCGAUACAAACCAUUCCAGGCUACAUUGCAUUAUUUCAAGAUCUGAGAGUACUGGAACUGUCAAAAAAUCAAAUCAACCAUCUUCCAGUGGAAAUUGGAUGCUUAAAAAACCUGAAAGUGCUCAAUGUGAGUUUUAAUAACCUGAGUUCAGUCCCUCCAGAACUGGGUGACUGUGAGAAUCUGGAAAAGCUGGAUUUAUCUGGAAAUAUGGAAAUAACAGAGCUCCCAUUUGAACUCAGUAACCUGAAACAAGUCACGGUUAUGGACAUGUCAGCAAACAAGUUCUAUUCUAUUCCAAUCUGUGUUCUCCGGAUGUCUAAUUUGCAGUGGUUGGAUGUUAGCAGCAACAACCUGAAAGAGCUCCCAGAAGAUAUAGACAGGUUAGAUCAACUUCAGACCCUUCUCCUACAGAAAAACAGGCUGACUUAUCUUCCACGAGCUCUGGUCAAUAUGACAAAGCUCAGUUUGCUUGUAGUCAGUGGUGAUGACCUGACUGAGAUACCCACAGAUGUGUGUGAGUCAACCACAGGUUUGAAAUUCAUAAGUCUCAAGGACAGCCCAGUUGAGACUAUUGUAUGUGAAGACACUGAAGAAAUUAUAGAAAGUCAACGUGAACGGGAACAGAUUGAGAAACAGUUUAUGAAAGCAUACAUUGAAGACCUAAAGGAGAGAGAUUCCGUUCCUUCCUACACUACGAAAGUAUUAUUCAGUCUUCAGCUCUGAAGAUCAAAAAUCUCCAAAUCACUAGCAAAUAUCUAAAUAACAUUAUUUAUGUCCACCUGAAUAGAAAACACUGGAAACAAUAGACAGCCAGAAGCACUUCAAAAUCACCAUGAGUUUUUCUUCUUUGUUCAUGUAGCUGCUUCCAGUAACAACAGAUAAAACAAGGAGCAGUAGAGCCUUCGUAAGAUGCGUUUUCACAUUUUAAAUCAACAUACUUUCAAGUCCACAGCAACAGCCACUACAUAUAGACCUGCUGGAAGUAAAUAUUCACUGUAAUAAAAUGGGGAAAGAUUACCGUAGAAUGUUUAUAAUUUAGAAUGUGACCUGUUGUACUCUUAAGACCAAAUAGCACAUUUAUUUCUUUGCAAUGUCUAAAGUGCAAACAUGCACAUAGUGGUUUGCAUUUACUUCUUUUCUUCAAGAAAAUUGUCCUCCUCAGGACCUCUAGUUUAGUCUCAACAGAUUUAGAUAUAGAAACCUUAGCAAUAGUCUAAACUAUUACCUGUUUGCAAAUUCAAGUACCACAGUGACUGAACAUCGUGUUAGGAAGUUUUAGAAUACAGCAGUAUACCAAAGAGGAUUUUAAGGACUGAGCAGCAUGAGAAAACAAUAUCAUCACAAUGAUGCUAAAGGUCUUCCACCAAUGGUUUCAGAAUAUAAGACUUUGUGGGCACUUAUUAAAAUUUUCCAACUUGUAUUAAUUUGCUGGAUAAAAAGUUAUGAUGCUUGCUAUUUAAUAAUCUGUCUAUAAAUAAUUAUGUAAGUGUAUAUACUGUAGAGUUUCAGAAAUCUAGUUUCAAAUGUAUUUUUUUGUUAAAUAAACCAGUAUUUUUUGAUUUAAAAAGAUUUAAAACUUUUGGAACUUAGACUUUACUACUAGACUUGAAUUACAGAAUGCAAACAUUCCUGAGCUUGGGAAUGCAUUUAGGGAAAUUGAUGUUUGCAUCUUGCUUUUUCAUUAUAGAUGAGCUAUGUACAGUUCUUGGGGUGGAGUGUCAGUUAAGCCAGUCAUAUUUAAAAAGCAAAGCAAUAGGGGAUAUUGUUCUAAAAAAUUUCAUAUAAAAACUACUGCUUCUGACACUGUCUUUCCUUUUUAAAUUUUUAGCAUUUAGCAUUCAUUCUUUUGACAUGAGACAAUUUUUUAAUAUUAUGUGUUAUUUAUUCCAGUUACACUACUCUCCAAAAUUAAAUCCUCUUGAGUUGCUCUCUAGGUUUUAAUGCUGAUUGUAAACAAGUCCUGGAACAAGAAGACAGUUGCAAAAAACUCCAAGAAAACUUAACAUAAAUCCAAACCAGAAUAGUGAAAUGACUACAUUGUGUUUGUUUGUUUUUUUUAUUUUUAAUUUUUUUAAUUUUUUAAUUAUUAUUAUGAAGAUAUUGAAAAUUUGUAAAACAGUGGAAAUCAAAGUGGUCUUACAGAAAACAGGCUAGCUGAAGAUACCCUAACUUUAUUUUAGUGAACUUAUAAAUUUGGUUGACUAGGUAUUGAUAUCAAUGUAAUAAACUUCUAUAAGAUAUUAGA
Calypte anna (Anna's hummingbird) is the source of this 2769-nucleotide messenger RNA. RefSeq names its product leucine rich repeat containing 2 (gene LRRC2). The record is from RefSeq and is a predicted model, not a curated record. Gene Ontology annotation, molecular function: protein binding. Lineage: Eukaryota; Metazoa; Chordata; Aves; Apodiformes; Trochilidae. The coding region runs from base 129 to 1247 and encodes 372 amino acids. The transcript is spliced from 9 exons.